Messenger RNA from Carica papaya (papaya), 2363 nucleotides. Its product is annotated as Raffinose synthase family protein. NCBI's taxonomy places the organism in Eukaryota, Viridiplantae, Streptophyta, Magnoliopsida, Brassicales, Caricaceae. The record is from RefSeq and is a predicted model, not a curated record. Gene Ontology annotation, molecular function: galactinol-sucrose galactosyltransferase activity.
AUGGCGCCAAGCUUAAGCAAGAAAGAGGCAGGUGUUGCAGACCUGGUCGACGGCUGUAAUUCCUCCAUUACUCUCGAAGAAUCAAACCUCAAAGCCAACGGCCAUGUCUUCCUCACCCACAUCCCUGAUAACAUUACUCUCACCCCAUCACCUUGCACCACCAUUAAAGUUGCAGACAAAGAAAAACCCGUUUCCACCGUCGGAUCCUUCUUGGGUUUCGACGCGGCGGAGGCCAGCAGCCGCCACGUUGCACCCAUCGGCAAGCUGAGGAACAUUAAGUUCAUGAGCAUCUUCAGGUUCAAGGUCUGGUGGACCACCCAUUGGGUCGGCACCAGAGGCAGCGAUCUCGAGCACGAGACCCAGAUGGUCAUUCUCGAUAAAUCCGGGUCGGGCCGACCCUACGUGCUCCUCCUCCCACUCCUCGAAGGACCCUUUCGCGCCUCCUUUCAGCCCGGCCAAAACGACGACGUCGACGUCUGCGUCGAGAGCGGGUCAACGAAAGUGACCGCUUCCAGUUUCCAGAGUGUUGUUUAUAUCCAUUCUGGAUCCGACCCGUUUUAUCUAAUCAAAGAAGCCAUGAAAGUCGUUAGAAUUCACUUGGGAACCUUCAAGCUUUUAGAGGAGAAGACGCCACCUGGUGUCGUGGACAAAUUUGGUUGGUGCACGUGGGACGCAUUUUACCUUACGGUGCACCCGCGGGGCAUAAGAGACGGCGUUAAAGGACUAGUCGAUGGUGGGUGUCCACCUGGACACGUGUUAAUCGAUGACGGAUGGCAGUCCAUCAGCCACGAUGAGGAUCCCAUCACGAAAGAAGGCAUGAACCACACCGUCGCCGGCGAACAAAUGCCCUGCAGAUUACUCAAAUUUCAAGAGAACUACAAGUUCCGGGAUUACGUCAGCGCUAAAAGCUUAUCCACCGCCGGCGAAACUCCUAAAAAAGGCAUGGGUGCAUUUAUCAAGGACCUCAAGGAGGAGUUCAAGAGCGUCGAGUACGUUUAUGUUUGGCACGCGCUUUGUGGCUACUGGGGUGGACUCCGACCGAACGUGCCUGGUUUGCCGGAAUCCGUCGUGGUACGGCCGAAGCUGUCGCCGGGAUUGGAGAUGACGAUGGAAGAUCUCGCCGUCGAUAAGAUCGUUAGUACCGGCAUUGGGCUUGUCCACCCGGAGAUGGCCGAUCAGUUGUACGAAGGACUGCACUCGCAUUUGGAAAACGUUGGGAUUGACGGUGUCAAAGUGGACGUCAUCCACUUACUGGAGAUGUUAUGCGAAAAUUACGGAGGCAGAGUUGAACUUGCAAAGGCGUAUUACAAGGCUUUGACGGCUUCCGUAAGAAAGCAUUUUAAAGGGAACGGGGUAAUUGCCAGCAUGGAGCACUGCAACGAUUUCAUGUUUCUUGGAACAGAAGCCAUUUCUCUUGGUCGUGUCGGGGAUGAUUUUUGGUGCACCGAUCCAUCCGGUGACCCAAACGGCGCGUUUUGGCUCCAAGGUUGUCACAUGGUCCAUUGUGCCUAUAAUAGUUUGUGGAUGGGCAACUUCAUACAUCCAGAUUGGGACAUGUUCCAAUCUACACAUCCUUGUGCCGAGUUUCAUGCUGCCUCUCGGGCUAUCUCCGGUGGUCCAAUUUACAUUAGUGAUUCUGUCGGAAAACAUAAUUUUUCGUUACUCAAGCGUCUCGUAUUACCGGACGGGUCAAUUCUUCGAUGUCAAUAUUAUGCUCUUCCAACAAAAGAUUGUUUGUUCGAAGAUCCUCUCCACGAUGGUAAAACGAUGCUCAAGAUAUGGAAUCUCAAUAAGUAUACUGGUGUAAUUGGAGUUUUCAAUUGCCAAGGAGGAGGAUGGUGCAGAGAGAGCAGAAGGAACAAAUCUGCAUCUGAAUUUUCUCACCAAGUGACCACAAAGAUAGGCCCUAAGGACAUCGAGUGGGACACACCUGAAGUCAACAUUCCAAUCUCUGUUGAAAAAGUCAACCUUUUUGCUCUCUACUUAUCUGAGGCUAAGAAACUUGUUCUCUCUCAUUCCAAUGACAACCUUCAAAUCUCACUUCAACCCUUUAACUUUGAGCUCAUAACAGUCUCUCCUGUGUUCACAUUAGAUCCCAAAUGUAUCCAGUUUGCACCCAUUGGACUCAUUAACAUGCUUAACAAUGGAGGGGCAAUUCAAUCAAUGACUUACAAAAACGGAUCAGUUGAGAUUGGGGUUAGGGGAAGCGGGGAGAUGAGGGUUUUUGCUUCUAAAAAACCUAAGGCAUGUUUGGUUGAUGGAAAAAUAGUUGAGUUUGGAUUUGAAGAGAAAAUGGUUAUAGUGCAAGUUCCACGGUCCAAUCCUUCUGGUUUCUCCCUAGUUGAGUACUUGUUUUAAGAAAA